AUGGCGGAUGAAGACAGCUCUUUCGAGAGCACUUUAGACGAGCUGGAAAGUUUAUUUCACUUAGCCACUGAAUUCGUACGAGAUCUUAGAGAUUUGAAGAACGAAGAAAAGCUAAAAUUCUAUGGCCUUUUUAAGCAGGUUAGUAUUUCGAAGUGUACAAAUUUUGAAAUGUAUGAAAGUAUCAAAUGUAUUUUAAUAUUUACAUUUAUUUGAAAAGAUUAUAGAUAAUUUGCUUUCAUAUUUAUUCAAUAAAUAAACAUAAAUUAACUAAAGAGGUUUUUCAAUUUGUACUAUAUUUAAAGAUAUAACUACGAAAUUUGAAUUUACGAUAAUGCAAGCGAAACCGUUUGAAAUUAAAUUGCUUGCGAAUUUUAUAUAAAAUCUGGCGUGUUCAAUAAAUAGAUUUUUGCAUUUUAUUUCACACUGAUGUGUAGGACAUUUAGAUAAAUAUCAAAGUGAAGGGUUUUUUUUAAUUUGGUAUUAAAAUUAUUAGAUAAAUAUUAAAUAGUUAAAUAUUUUUUUAUUUUUUCUAUUGAUAGGCCACAGAAGGCCCAUGUACAAAACGAAAACCACCAAUUUGGGACAUGAAAGGCUGUGCUAAAUGGUUAGAGAUUACCUUUUUCAUGCUAGACAUGUCAUACACAGAUUUGGACAAGCUAUCAGGAAAUAUCAGCUAUGAUUUGAUCUCAAACCUAGAUGAUCGGAUGAUUUGAUCUCAGACCUACGAUUUGAUCUCGGACCUAUGGGGGGGGGAGGGUGAGUGAAUAGGUUUUCGGAUCUUUUACACAGAUUUUCAGAUCUUAUUAAUACAGCAGAUUGCAGAUUUAUCUAAUAUUUUGACCAGAUUGCGGAUUUUGCUUGCAAUUUAGUUGGGAUCCUGGAUUGUGACUUCAUUUAGUAGAGCUUUUAGUGGAUCCAAAUUUAGACAAGACCAUUGUUGGAUCGGCGGAUUUUGCUUCAAAUUUCGGCGGAUUUGUAUACCCCUAUUCACACAAGGGGGUGUGCACCCAAAAAAUAUUUUGCAUCCUGGCACCUAGAGAAAUUUGUACCCCAGAAAUUUAAAUCCCCGUUGGAUUAAGUGACAGUACUGUAAUUGAAAGAAGGAUUUUAAACUAAGUAGGACUAAAUAAGACCAAAAAUCUUAACAUUUCCUGGGCUUUGGCAUUUCACCCCCUACUGUACAUAUACAUGAUUUUUGAAGAGCACAGCAAAUCUUGAUAUUUUUUAGGGAAGCCUGGAAAGGUUUGGGUCAGAUGUCCACAGAGGAUGCAAUGAAGAAUUAUAUAAAUGAAUUGACCAGAAUAAAUGGCAACUGGGAACAAUGUAUAAGAAUUACACAGCAUAUAGAUGAGGUGAAUAUUAAUAGCUUACAUCAUUUCAGAAAAAUCACUCAAAACAUAUACCAUCUAGAAGCCAAAACCAUUGUCAGAACUAAUAGUUUCACACUUCAAAGCUAAAUAAAUACAGUAAUUUUGGUCAAACCAAUAUUAGUGUACCAGUUUUCCAAAACCAAGCACAAAAUCUUGAGCGUGAUAAAUAUGUGUUCAGUAUCAUGAAAAUUAUUGGUGGGCUGAAUUACUCCCUAGCAGGGUCUUAGCUAGGAUUUUAGAUCUUGGGCGUGUUUCUAAAUGACCUGGGUGUGCGUAUUUCUAGUUAUGCUCACCAACAACAGACAAUGCCUGUGGUUGUUGUAGGCUUUGCAACCAUGCAAAUACAAGGCUACGCUCACAUUGCGUACUGACAAUAAAAUAUUAAGUUUUUUCAGCAACUCUUGGGGGUAUUUAAAACUAUUUUAUAUAAUACCAUAUGGUUCCCAUUAUCCAUUAAAACAUCACAGAUCACUUCUUCCAAUUUCAUCAAUUCCAGUAGAUUUUUAUUAGAAACUUUCUUACAACGAAAAUGGGAAGAAAUGCUGUCUGUUGUAAGCAGUAACACCUUAUUUUAUGAACCUACACAGCCUUAUUUAAUUAAUGAAGCCGCGUUAAUUUUAUCUAGCCGUGUUUUUCUAUUUUUGGCCGCGAUAACACAGCCAACACGGCCCUCUAGCUAAGACCCUGCUCCCUAGCCCCUGCUUGCAUGGUCUUUAACUUUAAUCAAUUUCAAUACAUUGUUAGUAAAAUAAUCUAAUGUAUUAGAGGCAAACCUAAAACAGAAUUCAAGAUUCCCUACUAUAGGUCACCCAAGAUGCAAUUAUAUACAAUACAGCAUGCAAUUAUAUAAACCUAAUAAUUAUAAAUACAUUACAAUGAAUAGCUGACAUUAAAUUUAUUAUAAUAGGAAGACAGUAAAUUCUUAUGAAAAAUAUAUAAAGAACUAGGUUCUCUGAUAUUCAGAGAUAAAUUGUUCCAUAAAUGAUAAACAGGGUGUCCACAGGCCUUGAUAAUCCUAGAAAGUCCUUAAUUGGAAAAAAAAUUAUUUCAUGACUGAAAAGUCCUUGAAAAUCAAUAGAAGUCCUUGAAAGUCCUGGAAUCAGGCCUUAAAAUAUCGGUUGGUCACGGACAAUGUCUGACCCAUUCAUGAAAUUGUCCGACGUAGAGAGGAAACCACCGGACAUUCUGUCUGACCAAAGUGAAACUGAGGUUUGUUGUUUGUCCGACCUGAGUGUAUUGGUGUCCGACCGAACUGCAGCUUUGUCCAACAUAAAUCAAAAUGUACCCUAGCCCAGAUAGAGGCUUGUAUGUUAAAUGAAAAAUCAGAGUACGGUACUAUUGUAUAAAAGGUGAAUUGGAAAUGUUGUUUUAACAUAGUCGAGCCGGGGCGGCGAUCGAAAUGGUGAAGUGGAAAACGGGCUUAAGUUGUCGAAGUCUUUUUUAAUACUGCUGUUCUGGCAAGCAAGUUAAUUUUGGCUUGGAAAUAAGUAUGAAAGAAACAAAAUAUUUAACAUCUUUACAACAUUUACCGUUUAUUCAUUUGUGUCGGCAUUCAGACUUAUUUCCGAGCCAAAACUGAACUGAAGGCCAUCGGACAUAUGUCCGACCGAAACUCAACGUCAACGGACAUUUUGUCAGACGGCCCUGGAAAAGAUAUUUUAAGGCCUGCCUGGAAUUGAUUUCCUUAACCUCCAGCUGUGCCAACAUUAGUGAUUUGAAUUAAAAUUACUGAAUAAAGUGAAUCAAAGAGGGGCAAAUCCGUGCCAUUUUCGAGAUUUUUCAGUUCUAGAUCCUUGAAUUUACUGAAAGAGGGCCUUGAAAGUCCUGGAAAAGUCCUUGAAUUUCACCUUCACCAAAGGGUGGACACCCUGGAUAAAUACAAACAAAAUAAGUAUAUUUGUAUAAGCCAAGGGGACAUUGAAGAUGAGUUGAGCGACAAAGGGAACAUCCCUGCUUUAUUUCCAAUGUGGUGAGGUAUCAUUUUUAUUUUCUAGGAGAAAAAAUCAACUGGUAUGGAAGGUGGAAUGGGAGUGACAGUUAGCACACUGUAUAAUGCAGACUACGAGGCAGAUUGCAAAAUAAAAGAUGAGGAUAAAACAGCGUUUGACUGGUGUAAGGAAGGAAACGUCAAGGAAAUGACAAAAAUUCUCGAAAAGAGUAAAACUGGAGCCAAUGUCAAAGAUGAUCAGGUAUGCCAUAGAAUAUGUUCCACGUCAGAAAUGUUGACACUAAAUACCAGGGGUGGAUCUACUGUGGGGGUGCGCACCCCAUCUAGUGUUGUCUAGCACCCCCUUAAAGAAUCCAAAACCACCCUAAAAAAAUCUGCUUGACCAUACAUUUUCUGCUUUUCGAUUAACAAUUGACCAUUGACCAGUCAUUUUAGAUUACAAACUUCGCAAGGCUAUAUUAUCCGCAUUUUACAACAUUUCGCAACAAAACUUUGGAAUAUUACUAAUUUUGUGAUGCUCUUUCAAGCUGUGGUGAAAUUUUUGUCUAGACUUGUUUAGAUCAAAAUUUAGUCUAUUACGCAAAUGGUCAAUUAGCGGUACAUCUAAUGCUUUAAAUAUCAUGGUAUUGUAAACAUGUCGAGGUUGUUAUACAGUUAAACAGCCAUUAUUAAUUUUCAAACAUACUAGCUGUAUUUUAACAAGCAAAUUUACUGUACUGUGCUACAACAACUGUCCAGUCACGCAUACGUGAUAAAAAGCCGCUAUAAUAUAAACUUUAUAAACAAAAGAUAAUGUAAAACGUAACAGAACGGCGAACAUGCAGAUUCAGCAAUCUCAAAUAAUUGUAAUGUUGGGAUGGUAGCGUUGCAAACUGCAGAGGAGGGUAGUAAGCCUCCCCUCAUGCACCACCCCAUGGAAAACCUGCAUUCCUCCUUGCAGACGAAGCUAGAUCUUGUGUAUUCGAAAAUCUCGUGUAUUCGAAAAUCAAUCGUUUCAAUAUAAUAUUUGAAGUAGUAAGUUCACAACUGAAAUAUGGAGUACUAGAGUUUUCUUUACGGGGGUGCUGUGCCCCCCUGCAUUCCUCCGGUAGAUCCACCCCUACUUGGUAUUACACAAGAUUGUUUCACUUUGGUUUCUCUGGUUGACCGCCAUUUGCUACACAGUGAAACCUACCUAA
Messenger RNA from Paramuricea clavata, 4496 nucleotides. Lineage: Eukaryota; Metazoa; Cnidaria; Anthozoa; Malacalcyonacea; Plexauridae. The record is from the annotation of a GenBank genome assembly.